This is a messenger RNA of Nestor notabilis (Kea), 503 nucleotides long. RefSeq names its product nudE neurodevelopment protein 1 (gene NDE1). Gene Ontology annotation, biological process: vesicle transport along microtubule; centrosome localization; microtubule nucleation. Gene Ontology annotation, cellular component: kinetochore; kinesin complex; centrosome. The transcript has 4 exons. Gene Ontology annotation, molecular function: microtubule binding. NCBI's taxonomy places the organism in Eukaryota, Metazoa, Chordata, Aves, Psittaciformes, Psittacidae. The record is from RefSeq and is a predicted model, not a curated record. The annotation marks the transcript as partial.
AUCUACGUCAAGAGCUUGCAGUGCAGCAGAAACAGGAGAAGCCCAAAACCCCGAUGCAAACUGCCCUGGAAACUGAAAGAACGGACACUGCAGUUCAAGCAUCCUUAUCUGUGCCUUCAACUCCCUCGGUGCACCGGGCACCCAGCAUCAACAUACCCACUCCUAUGACAUUUAGGAGAGGUCUCGAGGACAGUUUUGGUGCAACCCCUCUCACACCUGCUGCAAGAAUAUCUGCACUUAACAUUGUGGGGGACUUGCUACGAAAAGUGGGGGCUUUGGAGUCCAAACUUGCGUCUUGCCGAAACUUUGUGUAUGACCAGUCUCCAAACAGAACCACAGUGUCGAUGUGUAUGAAUAGAGAUGUCCUUGAAACACGCCUGAGUCCUCAUCAGCCCCUGUGUGAUACAGGGUUAGUGAAACGCCUGGAGUUUGGAACACGACCUCCGAAUAUGCCAGGAACAAUGAGCCAUCCUUCACCAAGUGUUGUCAAGAUGCUACUGUGA